Culex quinquefasciatus (southern house mosquito) is the source of this 1337-nucleotide messenger RNA. RefSeq names its product ribosome biogenesis protein BRX1 homolog. Gene Ontology annotation, molecular function: rRNA binding. The transcript has 2 exons. Gene Ontology annotation, cellular component: nucleolus. The coding region runs from base 119 to 1282 and encodes 387 amino acids. Gene Ontology annotation, biological process: ribosomal large subunit assembly; rRNA processing. Lineage: Eukaryota; Metazoa; Arthropoda; Insecta; Diptera; Culicidae. The record is from RefSeq and is a predicted model, not a curated record.
AGUUCUGUUUAAAACCGCGUGUUGUCGUUCAAGUUUCACUCGUGCUGCUGAUUUCGCUGAAAUUUCACGGAAAUUUCGUAUUUUGUGAUAAUUAUAAAAAACUUCCCGGCGCACCGUCAUGAAGGCCAAGCUGGACGUAAAGAAGGUCAAGCCCAAAAACAAGAAACAGAAGGAGAAGGCCGCCAAGAAGCGUAAACACGAGGAUCUGGAUGCCUCCUCGGAGGACGAGGGAAUUCACCUGAAGGAAACCCGAACCUCGGACGAACCGGUGCCCAAGAAGACCAAAUGGGUUAACAAGCAGCGCGUGUUGGUUCUGUGCGCCCGCGGUAUCAACCACCGGGACCGGCACCUGAUGAAGGACCUGAAGACGUUGAUGCCGCAUCACCGGUCCGAGCCCAAGAUGGAACGCUGGAAGACGCUGUCGGUGGUGAACGAGAUGUGCGAGAUGAAGCACUGCAACAAGGUGGUGCUGUUCGAGGGUCGUCGCAAGCGGGAUCUGUACAUGUGGCUGGCAAAUGCUGGCCAAGGUCCGUCGGUGAAGUUCCUGAUCGAAAACAUCAACACCAUGGGCGAGAUGAAACUAACCGGCAAUUGCCUGCGUGGAUCGCGUCCACUUCUGUCGUUUGAUCAGAACUUUACCAAACAUCCGCAUUUGGCCGUCAUCAAGGAACUGUUGACGCAGAUCUUCGGCGUCCCGAACCACCACCCGAAGAGUCAACCCUUUGUGGACCGGGUGGUGAGCUUCACCUAUCUGGACAAUCGCAUCUGGUACCGACACUUCCAGAUUCUAUCCGAGGACGGGGGCCUUGCCGAGGUGGGUCCACGAUUCGUGAUGAAUCCGAUCAAGAUUUUCGAGGGCUCGUUCACCGGAGAUCCAAUUUGGGAGAAUCCCAACUACCAGAGUCCGGCCAAGCACCGGCAGCUGCUGCGAAAGUCCGCCAAGGACAAAUAUCUGAACAAGCAGCAGCAGAAGGUCGAUCAGGAGGUGAACGCGCCGAAGGUGACGCACGACUUUGAUCCGCACGCGGAGGUGUUCCAGGGUGACGAACAGAGCAAGGCCAAGGAACUGCUCGAGAAGGAGGAACAGCGGGAAGCGCAGGAGCAGGAGCGGCAGGCCAUCGAGGAGGAGCACAAGCGUAUGAAGAAGAAGGAGGAAAUGCGCAAGCUGAAGAAGAUGGCCCAGGCGAAGACGAAGACCGGCAAGAAAGCGUUGACGAAUGGCAAGAAGAAGGCGAUCAAGGCCAAGAAGGCAAAGGCCAAGGUCGAUGAGGACAGUGAGUAGGUGAGGUUUUUUUGUUUUUUCAUCAAGAGCUAAAAAUAUAAUUACAUGAAAUCAA